AUGCGCCUUUGGGUCUCCAGCGGCUGUGUGGGGCAGCUGCGACGCUCGCUGCAGCGCCUGGUAGCAGCAAAGUUUAUUCGUGCAAUAGAACCUCCUGCUGCUGCUGCUGCUGCUCCUGCUGCUGCUGGUGCUGCUGCUGCUGCUGCUGCUCCUGCUCAGCCGGUGGCGGCGACGGGUGCGGGUGAGGCUGCGCAGGGGACUGCUGCUGCUGCUGCUCCUGCAUCUGCUGCAGCACCAAACGCAGCAGCAGCAGCAGCAGGAACAGCAGCAGCAGCAGCGCCCAAUGCAUCCCGCGGCGCGCAGCAGCAACAGCAGCAACAGCAGCAGCAGCGGCACUCUACGGGCAACAGCAACAGCAGCAGCAGCAGCAGCCACAAACAGCAGCAGCAGCAGCAGCACCAGCACCAGAAGUCGAAGCAGCAGCAGCAGCAGCAGCAGCAUCGGGUGACGCAGUAUGCACUCAACCCUGCGUUUCAGAAGACCUUGCUGCAGGUGCUGCUAGAGGGGCCCCCGCGCUCUCCUCUACCUUUUAUUUUGCUGCCUCCUAAGACGAGCUUCCCGUCUAAAGAGCUGCUGCUGCAGCACAGCCGCAUGCAGUGGGAUCGUCUCCUCCAGCGGAUCCUGGGGGCCCAGCGAGGAAGCAGCGAAGCAGAUAAUGCUGCAGCACCCCACUCCCCAGACCUCAUCGAAGUGCUUCGCCGCAAACGUCUGCUGUGUCAAGGGGGUUCUUCUGCUCCUUUCUUACAGCAGCAGCAGCAGCAGCAGCAGCUGUCUGUAUAUGCUGGCGCAGCUGGGUCUACUGCUGCUCCCAGCAGCAGCAGCAGCAGCAGCACAGAGUGUGUGAUGGCUAAAGAAGCUUUCUCCUGGUUGUUAAAAGAUUUAAAGGCGCAGCUCUGCUCUCUUUUAAGCGAAUUUUUAUUCAUUGUAGAUGGAGGGGUGCUGAGUAAUGCAGCGUACGAAGCAGCAAUACGCAGCAACAGCAGCAGCAGCAGCAGCAGCAGCAGGAACACGGGAAAGGGAAGCAAGAGGCCCCACAGCAGCAGCAGCAGCAGCAGCAGCAGACCGGUAGCAGACGAGGAGGAAGCAGAUAUAGACAAUCCUCAGGAAGCCUCAGCCACAUUAAUUGAGAAGAAGCAGCAGGAGAUGCAGGAGACUCUGCUGCUGCUGACAGCAAUAGCGGAAGCCCCUGUGGGGCAGCCGUUCUCUGCUGCGCACAUGACAGAGCCUCAGCUGCGUUUGCUGCACUUGUGUUUAGAUCUGGGGAUCGUGUGGGGCCCCCCAGGGCUGCGGCUGCGAAGGGGGGGAGGGGCCUCUCACCACCCCACAUCCGGGAAGAGUCGCGGGAAACGCUCGGGAUCGGGAUCGGGAUCGGGGAGCGGAUCCCAGUUUGUGUUUGCCGCCCCACACGCCUUGCUUAUAAGGAGUACUUCGCAGGCCUCUCAAGAUACCUCGGGCCAGCAGCAGAGGGGAACGAAAGCAAACUCAUUAAUCAGCAGCAGCAGCACCACAUCAUACACAAAGGAGACAGCAGCAAAAGCAGAUGCAUCUUCUCUUACUGCAGGCCCUUAUCACCCUUGGCUCCAGGCUGACGACAACGUCUGUGGGGAUCGUUCGGGAUCGGGAUCGGGAUCGGGUUUGUUAUCUCAUGUGCAUGCAUUUGGAGCUGUGGGGUCUCAGCCUGCUAUAUUGGUCGAGACGAAUUUUCGAGUGUAUAUGUACACUGCAUCGCCGCUUCAUGUCUCUGUGUUGUCACACUUAUGCGAGCUUGCAGUCCGUCUCCCGAACUUAGUUGUGGGGGUUUUAUCUAGAGCUUCAGUGUUAGGUGCAUUUAAAGUAGGCAUUACAGCUGAGCAGAUAAUAGGUUUCUUAGAGGCGUACAUACACCCUAUAGCUCGAGAACGAGCUGUGCGUUAUAAUAAACCUCUUAUCCCUGAGAAUGUUGAAAUACAGUUGAGGAUGUGGGAGCAAGAAAGAAGAAGGCUGUCUCUUAAACCUGCAGUUGUGUUUAAAGGCUGGGAUGAAGCUCUAUUACCCGAUCUAUUUCAACGCAGUGUACGCUGGGCUGUCUCAAAGGCAUGCGCUCUUUAUUAUACUAUGUGGCCUCAAGAUCAAGAUAGCCCUGAGUAUCACCAGUGGAUUCAAAGAGAAAAAUAUUUAGUUAUUCAUGAAGACGCUAAACCAGAGAUGGUAAUGAGGAUUAGAGAGCUUAGAGAAGAAUUACUUGCUUUAAGGGCGGGUGCUGAGCAUCAAUAA
Eimeria acervulina is the source of this 2253-nucleotide messenger RNA. RefSeq lists its product as hypothetical. The transcript is spliced from 4 exons. The coding region runs from base 1 to 2253 and encodes 750 amino acids. NCBI's taxonomy places the organism in Eukaryota, Apicomplexa, Conoidasida, Eucoccidiorida, Eimeriidae. Gene Ontology annotation, biological process: nucleotide-excision repair. The record is from RefSeq and is a predicted model, not a curated record. Gene Ontology annotation, cellular component: transcription factor TFIIH holo complex; transcription factor TFIIH core complex. Gene Ontology annotation, molecular function: ATPase activator activity; double-stranded DNA binding.